AUGUCGGGAAAUUCUUCUCAUUCACAUUCCACUCAUUCGCGUCGCCAUCUUCGUUCCACUACUUCUGGAAGUUCUCCGAGUUCACAUCAAACAGUCUCUGAGGCUUCCGAUAAUUCGACGAGAACUUCACAGCAUACGAUUUCAAGAAAUUCACCCCGAAGUAGAAGUUCACACCGAGCCGCACAACAUCUAUCAUCCCCACAAAACCAAGAGAUUGAACGUGGAAGUACCCAAAAUACAGAGCAGGAAGCAGUCCAACUCGAUCAGAGUGAGCGCCAUUCACCAGUACGAUCACAGCUAACCGAAUCAAGUGCACUUCACUAUGGCUCUGAUCUGGACACAUCAAGUCAGGUGGGCAGUACGAUAUCAUGGCAGCGAACAGUGCGACAUAUGCGACCCGAUAUUAAUUGUGCCCCAUCUCAGCAUCGUACUGUUUGCAUUGACAGUAUGGAG
Acanthocheilonema viteae is the source of this 453-nucleotide messenger RNA. The record is from the annotation of a GenBank genome assembly. NCBI's taxonomy places the organism in Eukaryota, Metazoa, Nematoda, Chromadorea, Rhabditida, Onchocercidae.